AUGCCUGAAAUUCACUGGCCUGGUUAUAAUUAUCUCGGACCGUUUACAAAAUCUAAGAAACCAAUAAACAAAUUAGAUGAAGCUGCAAUGGAACAUGAUUUUUACUAUGAAAAACAUAAAGAUACCAAAUCUAGACAUAAAUCUGAUUUAAUUUUAGAAAAUAUUGCAAAAGAUAUAUACAAAAAUCCUGAAACAUCUUUAGGUGAAAAAACAGCAGCUUUUGCAACUAGUAAUACAAUGAAAGUAAAAAGAAAAUUAGGAAUGGGUCUUUUUUAAAUAAAAAAAAAUUAAUAUUUUGUAUAAUAAAUGAAUCUUAAUUUAAACGAUGCACAAUCGAAAAAAAUUAAAUCUGCGCAUAAUAAAAAAAUAUAUGUAACAAUUCAACUAUAAAAAAACCGAAUUGGAACAGGAAAUCAAAAGUUUAAUUUAACCGAAACACAAAUAAAAAAAUUAAACAAAUCUAAGAAAAAAAAUGAUCGAGGAUAGAAUUGAAAUAUGAACAAAUUAAACAAGGUGGAUUUCUUCUACUUCUUUUCGCUGGAAUAGGAGCUGCAAGUGCAUUAGCUGGGGGAAUAAGUUCGAUUGGAAAUACUAUUAUAGAAAGAAAACAUAAGAUAGCAGCGAAAAAGAACAAGAAAGACAUAAUAAAGAAAUGGAAACAAUUGUCAAUAAUGUUAAAACUCUACAAGUUGGAUCUGGAAUUAAAAAGAAGAAAAUAUAUUGUAGUACUCCUGUGAUAAAAAAAAGAAAAUCAGUCCAUUAACUAAUUUCGAUAUCAUGUAAGUAAGUAAAAAAAUUUAAAAAUUUUCGAGGAUGUUUUAUGAGAGAUGAAUUACCUAUAGAAACUUUAACGAAUGAAUGUGGAAUAUUAAAUUUAAAUAAUUCUGAUCAAAAAGGAUCACAUUGGGUUGCAUGGAUAAAAUAUGAAAAUUUAAAAAUUUAUUUUGAUUCUUAUGGUAAUGCUAAUCCACCAAAAGAAUUAGUAAAAAAGUUAGGAGAAAAUAAUCUUAAAAUAACAUCUAGAAGAUUUCAAGACUAUAAUGAUCCGCCUAUUUGUGGAUAUUUGUGUUCGGAUUUUAUUAAAAAUUAUAAAAAAUAUACCUAAAUUAUAUAUCUAAAUCUUUUUUUAAUCAGGUUUCUGAUUAAAAAAAAUAUUCAUAUUUCUUUAUUAUAAAAAAAAACUUUUUUAUUUUUUUUAUCUUAUAUAUAAUAAAUGGAAAGUAUUUUUAAUAAAUAUGACGAUCACAAUAUAAAACAUAUGAAGCAACAUCAGAAACAAAUUUUAACAUAGAUGGUGGUAUUAUAACCUUUGAAAUAGAAGUUUCUGAUAGUUUUCUCAUUAUUAAACAUGCAAAAUAUAAUAUUAGUGGAAAAUACUUAAAAAAUAACAAUACUGAAUAUGAAGCUAAUAGUAAUGUUCAAUUAGAUGAUAAUUUUGUCGCAUUUUUAUUUUCACAAAUUGAAGUAAUAAAAAAUGGAACAUUAUUAGAUCAAGCAUAAUCAAAGUAUGUGUUAGUUAUUCUUUAGAUGAAAAUGGACCAACAAUUAAUUCUGGAUUUCAAUCAAGAUUUACAUGUGGGGGAAGAUUUGAAGGUGUUUGGAAUUUGUCUAAUCUAUGUUUAGGUUUUUUUUAAAGAUAUUAAAUAAUCAAUUUUUAAAGGAGGAAUUAAAAUAAAUUUUAAGAGAGCUACAGACGAUGAUGCAUUAUAUAGAUGGAUUUCUUCACCUUCUGCAGCACUUGAUGCUGGAAAAGUUAUUAUUGAGAAUUUUGAGAUUACAACCCCAACAGUAGAAUAUUAAGAAAUUUAUAAAAUACAAUUAAUAAAUGAAUUAACAAAAUUAUCUCAAGGAAAUAAUUACAGGCUACAUUUUAAAUCUUGGCAAUAUAUGGGCGAAUCCAAUUUAAGUGGAAAAACAUUCAAGAGAAAUAUCGCAAGUAUAUAUAGAAAUAUUCAUAACCCAUUAUUUGCAAUUGUAGUUUUCCAAACAAAUGGACUAGAAAGACAAAUAAAAAAAACUUCUCUAUUUGAUCAUCGUAAUGUGAAAAAUAUUUGGUAAGAAAGUGAUGGGCAGAGAUACCCACAAGAAUAUCCACAUUAAAUUUAAAUUGGAAAAAUGGGAAAUUUUAAUUUGCAUAUGAUAUGUAUAUGUCAUAUAAGAAAACAUUCCAUAAAACACAUCAAGAACUUCCUCUGGUAUAUCUAACCCUAUUUAAUUUAAAAAAGCAAGACCAAUGUAUGUAUUAAAUCUUACUAGACAACCUGAUAAUGUUAGUGGAAAUAGAAAUAAUAUUAUUUAAAACGUAGAAUUUAAUGAGGAUGUACCAAAUGGUACAAUUUGCUAUAUUUGUUUAGUUUUAAGUUCUGAAUUUACAUAUGAUAUCGUGCAAAACACAAUUAGAAAAAACAUCUAAAACUAUAAAAAUAUUUUUUUAAUAGAAAUAUUCUGUUAAGAAAGAAAAAUGAAUUUAUGUUAAUAAAUAAGGGCAAAGAAUUUUUAGAACCAAUACACUGUCACAAAUGCAAAAAGAAAACUAAAUAUUUUAAACCAAUAAAGGUUCAAACAGCAAAUGGUCUAUGGAGAAUUUCAACACAAUAUUUAAAAUGUAAAACAAACAAAAGUAAAUUUAUUAAAACACCUUUAGGAAAAGAAACAAUCUCAAAAAUAAAAUUUGAAAAAUAACAGAACAAUAUAAACUAAAUAUUGCAAAAGAACUUCAUAAACCAGUAAGAUCUCGAUUUCCAAAAAAUAAAAUAAAAACACAUGGUAUUGAUGAUUUGUGGGUUGCAGAUUUAGUUUUAAUGAGAAAUUAUGGUGAUGAAAAUUCAGGUUAUCUAUAUAUGUUGAAUGUUGUAGAUACUUUUUCAAAAUUUGCUUGGUCUGAAUCUCUUAAAAAGAAAGAUGGGGAAAAUGUUACAAAAUCUUUUGAAGAAAUAAUAAAUAGAGCUAAAUUACAGGAACACAAUUCUCCAACAUUACUUCACACUGAUAAAGAAACAGAAUUUGUAAAUACACAGUUUAAGGAAAUGUCAACAAAAAAAAUAUAA
This is a messenger RNA of Cinara cedri, 3047 nucleotides long. The record is from the annotation of a GenBank genome assembly. NCBI's taxonomy places the organism in Eukaryota, Metazoa, Arthropoda, Insecta, Hemiptera, Aphididae.